CCAACAUGCACCACAGCAGCAGCCUGACUCAGUUUGACCUGAAUGGAACACGACCUUAAUCAGUAUCAUUGGUCACACCUGAGUUGACCCUAUUGUCUGUUAAAAAGUUCUUUUAGGUAAAUAUGUGUAUUGUGUAAUUAGUAAAAUUAUUAGUUAUAUAGCCUACACCUCCGUUAAUAAACAAUUAAGUCAUAACUUCUACAGUUGGUUUGAAAUGUUAAAUUUAGAUACACAAUGCAGCACUGGGAUUAUUUCCUUCAAACACUGAUCAAAACAACCCUCCUCUCCCCUGUCGAGUCCCUAUCACUCAGCAAUAAUUUGCCCUCACCUGCCUCCCUGUGCCCUGUUUUUGACAUCAUACUGUGGAUCCCACUUCCUGGCGAAGGGCCAGAGCAGGGGGGAAAAAAAACAAAUACGGUGGAUGGACUGGGAUGCUGACAGACGUGACUAAGGCUUCAUGUGAAUGAUUGCUUUUAUACCAGGCUGCGUGUGAACCGGGGAACUGGACUGGACUGUGGUGUUUCGUGGAGGAGGUGGGAGAGGAGGUGGAGGAGCGAGAAGGAGAACUGAGGGGCAAGCUGGACAGAUGGAGGACGGCACCCAACACCUGGGACACUGCACGGUUGACAUGAAGGAGCUGAGUGCCAUCCCUGAAGGACUGACCGCUGCCGGUGUUAUUCUAACACCCAAGCUGCCUCAAGUGGAGUUCAGCCUUGCCUGUAAUGAUCUGGUGGCCUCAGGCAGAGACAGGAAGCCCAAUGCUUUGGUCCAGGUGGCUGUCAUAGAUCCCCACAAGCAGCACCUCGUCUCUCAUACCUGUACAGAGAUAGUGGAGGCGAACAAAGACCCGCUGUUUCUGACGGGGGUGACCUUCCCUUCAGAGUAUCCUGCUAGCCCGGAGACACUAGUCAAGCUGACUGUGUAUGAUGCAAAGGAUAAGAGCCAGGAAUCGAGCAGCUUCCUGGGUUGUGCCACAUUUUCAGUAGGGGAUCUGCUGAGGGCUAAAGAUGAACGCCUGACCUUGAGUCUCAGGUCGUCUGAUGGUGUGUGCGCAGCAGGAACAGUGGUGGUGAGUCGUCUGAAGAUGGGGGAGAUGGAGGAAGUUGACGUAGACCACAUCACCACCGACAUAUCAUCACAUAAGUGUCCCGUGGUUUGUGAGUCUGCGUCCCAUGCCUGCAUCGACAGAGAAAAUAACCCACUGACAGGGCCAGUGUUCAAGAACCCAGUAUGCAAGGUGUACAGAUUUCAAACAGUGGACAGCAAGUGGAUGCUGGUGCGGGAACAAAUGGAGGAGUGCACCUUGUCCUUUGGCAUCCCCAAACAGCUGCUCUCGCUGUAUAUUCAGGAGGACAUGAGCAGGGUGCAGGACCUGAGGGACCUGGGCGAUCUGUCUCCUCACUGGGACAACUUGAGAAAAGAGGUGAUGAACCGAUAUGGAGCAAUCAUCAGCUCCUACCAGGAGACUUUGGCUGAACUGGACAAGAUUACAGGUCGUUCAUUUAAGCCAAGCUGCUGCAAAGCCCAGAAAUCUCUGGAGUUCAUCCCAAUAAACUUGCACACCCAGAGGAUGAGGGUGACAUGCCCCAGAAAAACAGAUGCGUUCUAUGACAUUGUCACAGUUGGUGCCCCUGCAGCCCACUUCCAGGGCUUCAAGUGUGGUGGUCUGCAGCGUCUCCUUAGCAGAUAUGAAGCAGAGAAAAAGAGCUUCAGCACUGCCUACCAGUGUAUCUACUACUCUCCAGAGCACACAGCCAAAGCUCAGGAGGUACUCAGCACCAUGAGUCUCCUCCAGCCCCUCAUCACAAGCUUAGCAGACCAGCUCCUCCAGGCUGCCCAGGAGCACUCUUCCCCUGGAGUGAGGGAUGCACUCAAGAACCUUUCUGACAAGACAGAACAAUUUGUUCACACGCUUAAGGAUGAAUUGGUCAAGAGUGCACUACUAGCACUGCACGCAGCACGGCCUGGGUAUGUUUCCAAGACCCAGAGGCAAACCCCGGUGCAGGGAGGCCAAAAUCAAGGCCACAUCCAUCAAGGCAGUGACCAGAAUCAGAGCCCAGUCCAGGGACUUCCAGGCCACAGCCCAACUACAUCGGUCACUGAGAGCCCAGCAAUGUGUAAUAAUGUGGAAGGAUCACAAACCACGACUAAAGGAGAAGGUGGGACUUUGCCGCCAAAGCACCAAGACUCCAUACCACACCAUAAAGAGUACGACGAGGAGGAGUGGGACAGGGUGUGGGCCAACGUGGCCAAAUGUCUCAACUGUGUGAUCGCCAUGGUGGAUAAACUCCAGGAGGAAGACAACAGCAAGCAGGCGCCUGCCCCUGAGCAUCAGCUAGCUGAUGUCAUCACCUCACACAACCCCGGCGACUGGAAGGAGCAGCUGCGUCCUCCAGUGACCAGGUUAAAGGAGUGUGUGAUGGAGGUGGUUGAGAAGGCAAAGAGAGCCAUGACCUUUGUGCUCCUGCAGGAGGCAGCCUGCAGUAUUCCACAGGGCCUGUUCCUCCAACAGAGGCGAGACGUGGUCUUCAGUCAGGCACUGGCAGCCUUAGCCUGUGGCUUUGUCAUGAGGCUGUAUGCAGGAAUGCAGGACAAAAGCUUCCUGAGGCAGCUCCACUUGGUUGGCCUCGUGGCCCAGUUUGAGAGCCUUCUCAGCACCUACAGUGAGGAAAUCGGGAUGCUGGAGGACAUGGAGGUUGGAAUCUCAGACCUGCAGAGAGUCGUGUUCCAGAUCACAGAGGCCAAGACCGAUGACCUCAGCGACCUCCAGCCUUUAGUGUGUGGUCGACGAGACCACUUCACUGUAGAAGUGCCAUUACCACGACUGGUUUUCCAGACUUUGCCAGAGGAGAUCAAGGAGGGCAAGCCUCUACGAGUAUUCCCGGUGCUGUUUAACGUGGGCAUCAAUGAACAGCAAACUAUAGCUGAGAGGUUUGGCGAUAUCUCACUACAAGAAAGAAUAAACCAGAAGAACUUUGAGAUGUUAGAAGCCUAUUACAAAUCAUUAAGUGAAAAGGUGCCACUAGAAUGUCUACCGUGUUUUCACACACAGACUGACAUAAAGGAAUUACUUGAAUCCCUGGGCCAGAAUGUAGUUACAAAGAAGAGAAAGAAUGUGGAAAUACUAUGGAUUGCUGGAACGAUCUGCCGAAGGUUAAAUGGCAUCAGGUUUACCAGCUGUAAAAGUGCCAAAGACCGGACGUCCAUGUCUGUCACAUUAGAGCAGUGUUCCCUCCUACGUGAUGAACACCAGCUCAGCAAGGAUUUCUUCAUCCGUGCACUGGACUGUAUGCGGAGAGAAGGAUGUCGGAUUGAGAACGUUCAAAAGAAUAUUAGAUGCAGGAAAUAUGCCUUCAACAUGUUGCAGCUGAUGGCCUUUCCCAAAUGCUACCGACCACCAGAGGGGACAUACGGCAAAGUUGACUCUUGAGGAUGUAAGCCAUGUACUGUAAAACCAGUCAUUGUGUGUGUUACCCAUUUAGUAAAUAUGAAAGCUUCUAAAUAAUAGUCCAAAUGUUUUAUUUUUAUUGUUUGUAACUAAAAAUGUUUGCUGUGCAUUGAAUCCAAAGCUGGAUUUUCCAAACAUUAUUAUGUUAAUUGUAAAGUUAAUGCACUUUCCACUUGUUUAUUUUUUUAAUGACCUAAGCAGUGAUGAACAGUACAACUGUGUCGGCAAACCAUGGUCUGUACAUAAUGUGUGUGUGUGUGUGUGUGUGUGUGUGUGUGUGUGUGUGUGUGUGUGUGUGUGUGUGUGUGUGUGUGUGACUGUACAGUAUGUUAAUGAUCUUUUUUAAGACAUCGAGCAGUUCAGUCUGCGUCUGUUUGCAUGAAGAAUUCCUCUCUUACAAAAAUUACAUUUAACUUAACUCAAAGGUCCACUUACUCAUUUUUUUGACUUCAGCUCUGUUUGCUGACUGUACAGAUGUACAGUACCAGUCAAAAGUUUGGACACGCCUCUUCAUUCAGUGUUUUUUCUUUAAUUGUGUUACUUACUAUAUUGUAGAUUAAUAUUAAAGACAUCAAAAGUAUGAAGGAACACGUAUCAAAUCAUGUAGUAAACAAAAAAAGUGUAUGAAUAUGUUUUAUAUUUUAGAUUCUUCAAAGUAGAUGACUCUUCUCUCAAUCACCUCAUUAGAUAAUCACCUGGAAAGCUUUUUAAUUACCAAGUGUGCCUUCUCAAAAGUUAAUUAAUCUAAUUCAUUACCUUCGUAAUGCGUUUGAGUCCAUCAGAGGUAUUGUUGGCAUACAGUGAAUAGCUCUAUUUGAGAACAGUUGUAAUAGUAGCCAUGAACUGCUCAACUAAGAAAAGAGAAACAACAGUUCAUCAUUUCUAUAAGACGUGAAGGUCAAUCCAGAAAAUUUCAAGAACUUUAAAUGUGUCUUGAUGUAAAACCACAAAACUCUAUGAUGAAACUGGCUCUCAUGACAGCUCCCCAGGAAAGAAAGACCUAAAGUUUACAAGUCAACAUAGCUUUCAUAAAUGUUUGUGUGGCUCAGGAGGUAGAGCAGGUCGUCCACUAAUCAGAUGAUCGGUGGUGUCCUUGGGUAAGAUGCUGGACCCCAAAUUGCUCCCUGUAAGUCGAUUUGGAUAAAAAGCGUCAGCUAAAUGUAAUGUAACGUUUGUAUGUAGGAGGUAAUAAAAAUGAAGAAAAAACAUUUAAUGAGAAGGUGUGUCCAAACUUUUAAAUGGUACUGUAGUUCAAAGGUCAAGAAUGAGCCGCUAUACUACAGUAACUUUAGUGGUAAAAGUACUUCUCCCUACAGUGAACUGUUUAAAGCCUCAUUCCAUGUUUGGAUGUGCUGGAGGUAUCAUAUCAUAUCCUAAUAUUUUAAAACAGAUGUUAAAUCCUAUCUGUAACUCACCCCAUUCUUAGCGGUUACAUCCAAGCUUUUUCCAUAUUUUUAUCUCUGAAGGUACAAGGACAGUGAAACCACAUGAAUUACAGGUGGAAGUUAGGAUAGGAUGAGGAUUUUGAAUGCUAUAUAACAAAUUCCAUUAUUUAUUUUUAUAUUCUCAAAUGAUUUUAUAUUCUGAGGGUUGAUACCUUGGGUGUCAAUGCAUGUUUGUAUUUGUUGUGUUAUAAAUUGGACACAAUUGGGUAUUUGAAAUAAAUAAAAGAAUGGUAAACUACA
Messenger RNA from Larimichthys crocea (large yellow croaker), 5133 nucleotides. It is a transcript of the gene inpp4b, whose product is annotated as inositol polyphosphate-4-phosphatase type II B. The record is from RefSeq and is a predicted model, not a curated record. The coding region runs from base 587 to 3430 and encodes 947 amino acids. The transcript has 25 exons. Gene Ontology annotation, molecular function: phosphatidylinositol-3,4-bisphosphate 4-phosphatase activity. Gene Ontology annotation, cellular component: cytoplasm. NCBI's taxonomy places the organism in Eukaryota, Metazoa, Chordata, Actinopteri, Sciaenidae.